Messenger RNA from Lolium rigidum, 774 nucleotides. RefSeq lists its product as uncharacterized. The record is from RefSeq and is a predicted model, not a curated record. NCBI's taxonomy places the organism in Eukaryota, Viridiplantae, Streptophyta, Magnoliopsida, Poales, Poaceae. Bases 1 to 774 code for a protein of 257 amino acids. The transcript has a single exon.
AUGUUCACCGACGGCAUGUCGAAGCUGACAGUGGGGGUGUGCAUCAUGGUGGCGCUCAGCCUGGCCGUCUUCCUCACCAUCGUCGUCCUCCUCCUCGCCGACCUCUUCUGCUCCCACCUCCGACGCCGCCGCCUCCGCGCGGCCGAGAUGGCGCCGCACAAGAGGCCGAAGCUUGGCGUCCCGGCGUCGUCCCUGCCGCACACCGCCGACGACGCGUCGGUGGCCACCACCACCACGACGGCGACGCACGAGGCGCUCUCCAGCACCCCGCCCUUCUACUACGCGCACGGCGUCAUGUGCGCGCCCACCCGCAAGGACCUCCUCCUCGCCAUCCCCAAGCUGGAGGCCGCCGUGUGGAAGUGGUCUCCCGCGCGCCGCUCCUCGCCGUCGCCGUCGCCGCCGCGGUCCGAGCCCACCGCCUGCGAGUCCUCCUCCUCCGCGUACAGCGACGGCUUCCUGCGCAUCUCCAACCCCGUGUACGAGCGGGGCGCCACCGCCGCCCCGGGCGGGUACGAAGAAGACACGCCGUUCGACACGCCUGACGCAUCGCCGUCCCCGAAUGGGAUUACAGAGGAAGAUGGGGCUUUCUCGCCGCCGCUGUCCAUGAUGAGGAAGCUUCCGCCGCUGGGCGUGCUGGCGUGCCCUCCGCCCAUGGCGGCGGGCUUCUACGAUGGCCGGCCGCCGGUGACUCUAUGGCCCGGGACGGUCGCCACCGACGCCAACCGGGCCUCCUCCUCGUCGUCCAACUUCACCACGCGAUUCUUCUCUUCGUAG